This is a messenger RNA of Rhizopus microsporus ATCC 52813, 3168 nucleotides long. Its product is annotated as ras GEF. The coding region runs from base 1 to 3168 and encodes 1055 amino acids. Lineage: Eukaryota; Fungi; Mucoromycota; Mucoromycetes; Mucorales; Rhizopodaceae. The transcript has 8 exons. The record is from RefSeq and is a predicted model, not a curated record. Gene Ontology annotation, molecular function: protein binding; guanyl-nucleotide exchange factor activity. Gene Ontology annotation, biological process: Ras protein signal transduction; positive regulation of GTPase activity. Gene Ontology annotation, cellular component: plasma membrane.
AUGAACACUAAGGAUAUUAUUUGUCAAGUUCGAGCUUUAUAUCCCUAUGAACCCAAAGAUCCCUCUGCAUUGUCAUUCAAGGCUAAUGCCAUCAUUGAUGUCUUUGCACAACUGGAAUCAGGCUGGUGGGACGGUUGUUGUGAAGGUAGAAGAGGAUGGUUUCCUAGCAAUUAUGUAGAAAUUCUCAAGCAAGCGCCAUCAGGCAGACGUACCUUGACGGAUCAACAUAUGAAAGAACAACUUCGUCUUAGUUUACAUGCAUCUGACAUGAUAUUGAACAAAUCUAAUGCACUAGUCAGUAGCAACAGUAGUCAUAGCAACAAUCAAUCAGAGUGGAUCCUGCAAACGACUGAAGACGGAUCUGAGCAGUAUUACUAUAAUAUUCGAACACACGAAAUGAGACAUUCGAUUCCUCCUGAAGGAUAUGUCACGACAGAAGAAGAGGAUGAUCUUAUACCGCCUGCGCGUCCGGUACGUGCGGCGAAUCGUACGAUGGAAGGAUCAAGCCAGUUGUUGGAUGACGUCUAUGAUAAGUUACCGCCUGGUUGGAUGCGCAAGAUAACACCGCAGGGAAGAUAUUAUUACUGUAAUCCGGAAACAGAAGAAACAACAUGGGAGCUGGAAAAUAUUGAUCCAGAUACUGGAAUGCUAAUCCCUUCUCAACCCAACUCACCACCAUCAUCGCCUUCAGAGAUAUCAUUUGAUUUAAAGGAUACACCCAUCACUUGGUCCACACUCUCAGCCAUGAUAGCACACGCCAUUCAUAAUUUAAAAGAAUGCAUACGAGCAGGCAAGACGACGUACAUUCGACAGGAAUCGGCACAGGUCGUCCAGCGCAUCCGACUACUUCUUUACGUCUCCAACUGUCUCGACAAGGAAAGUUCAGUUCAUUUGAAAUCGAACAAGCAACUUCGUGCCGUCCAUCGAAACUUACUUGCAUCUGUGGCAAAACUGAUCUUGUCCGCCAAGAUGACAUCGUCUGCCUGGCCGAGUCCUGAAGCGCUUGGUAAAUUGAUGAACGAAGCAGAAGAGAUCCUUGUGUCCGUUCGCCACUUCAUGACCUGGGCUCAGGAUAUGCGUAUCGAACUCAAGGAAAAGGCAGGACCCACCUUGGCCGUUGACCGACCGCUCUGGAAGAAUCCGAUCCAGGUCAACUCACAGCACUACCACCGUGCCAUGCUGAGCGGACAGCCUGACGCAGUGACAGCGAUCAUGGUCUUGGCUGAUAACGUCCGAGGUGCUAUUAGCUCGUUUAUGGAAAGUAUCAGGGAUGCCUAUAGUCACAUUCACAAUGAUCAGGAUAUCAAGAGCACGCUAAGGAAACUGAAAGCGAAUGCGCCGCUCCUCGUAGCCCAGUUUCGAAAUCUGAGCAAUACGACCAGUCAGUUCAUGAACACGGUUGAACAGGUCCAUGAGGACGAUAACUUGAAAUCAGUGGCUAUCAUGAAGGCCAAACACCCAAUCUAUGCUGCCAUGGGCUCCCUCUUUGUCGUCACACAGCAAAUCACAAACAGUGGGAUGGACAUUGUCGAGGCGGAGGCAGCUUACGAGCGUAUCAACGAAGCAGUUCAGGCUAUCGAAAACGGUAUUGAGAACGCAGUCGAUUACUCGCAAAUGGAUGAAGAAGAAAUUGCAGAAGAAGUCAAGACCGAGGAUGAAGAGGUAAAGGAAGAAGAGCAUCAAGAACAGCCCAAGCCAUCGUCGUCAAGUAACCCAUCACCUGUAAAGGAUGUCAAAAUUGCCAAGUUCUUUGGUGAAGAUCCUCCUCCUCCUCCUCGAAAUCCUUCACCGACGACACCCUCCUCGCCUAGUGCAGGGGUUCCCGCUACAAACACGCAGGGUGAGGUGCCUUGGUUCCUCGCAGCAGAUAUUGAUCCAAAUGAGAUUGCGCUUAAUGUCGAAGGUCAAGUCAAGGGUGGUACACUGCAUGGACUGGUUAAACGGCUGACUCAGCAUGAUCAAUUCGAUGCUAAAUUUAAUACAACAUUCUUGUUGACUUAUCGCUCGUUCUGCUCGACGGAGGAACUAUUCAAUGAACUUUUCCAAAGAUACCAACUUCAACCACCUGAAGAAUUGACAGCAGAAGAAAGAGAACAAUGGAGCGAAAGAAAGCUGAAGCUUAUUCGUUUGAGAGUAUUCAAUGUGAUAAAAUCGUGGCUCGAGACAUACUAUAACGAAGAAGAAGACCGGCCGAUGUUACUUGAGCUGAGUCAAUUCACAGACCAUGUGAUCUCUCAUUCGAUGAAGUUUGGUGCUGAGCAACUCACCAGACUGAUCAAGAAACGCAUGCUUGCAGAAGAAUCCGGUCAGAUUCGCAAGAUGAAGCUAAACGUGCGUCAAAAAGAGAUGCCUCCAUCCAUUCUUCCAAAGAAUAUGAAGCGCAUUAAACUACUAGAGUUGGAUCCUCAUGAACUGGCACGACAGAUGACGAUUAUGGACUUCCGGUUAUACAACCGUAUCAAGCCAGUCGAAUGUCUCGACAAGAACUGGGGAAAGCCCGACACGGAAGAGGGCACACAUAUUGCUGCUAACGUUAAGGCAUCGAUUGAACACUCAAAUCAGGUCACUGCCUGGGUGACAGACUCUAUUUUGAGCAAAGAAGAAGUGAAGAAGCGAGCGGCUGUGUUAAAACACUGGAUCGCUGUGGCUGAUCGAUGUCGUAUACUCAAUAAUUUUAAUACCUGCAUGGCCAUCCUGUCUGCAUUUGACAAUGGUUCUAUUGGUCGACUCAAGCGUACGUGGGAACUCAUCAAUGGACGAUCCAUACAAAUCCUUCGAAACAUUCGUCGUGUGAUGGGGGCUAACCGUAACUUUAGCAACUACCGAGAGAUCAUUCAUCGGGUCAUCCCCCCUUGUAUACCUUUCUUGGGUAUUUAUCUGCAGGAUUUGACGUUUAUUGAAGAUGGAAAUUCAAACUUUUUGAAAAAGUCUAAUAAUUUCAUUAAUUUUGCUAAACGUAUGAAGACAGCUGAGGUCAUUCAGGAUUUACAACAGUAUCAAUCAAUACAUUAUAUGUUGAAUGCAGUGCCAGACAUACAAGAAUUCAUAAAGACACACUUACAGUCAAGUCGUGAUGAAGAAGAGUUGUAUAACCUUAGUUUGAAACUUGAGCCAAGGGAACAUGGCGAAGAUACGAUUGCAAGAAGAUUAAAGGAGUCAGGAUUAUAA